AUGGAGAUCAGACAGAUAAAGAGUGACACAGAUCUGCUCACGGAGGAUCUAUGGGAGAUGAUACUCGCGAGAUUGCCACUAAAGAGCAUCAUCAACGCUCCCAAACUCGUUUGCAAGCAAUGGAAAUCAAUCAUUGAGUCCCGUUGUUUCCGCGACCUUUUCCAAUCUCUGCACCAAAACUCUCAUUCUUCCUCAUGGUCGCUCAUGUGUAGAGGUUGUGAGACAGAGAUCAUGUCUCACUACGGAUCAGACAACUGGAAUCUUAAACGGUCUCUCGACAAGUUCGAGAAUUAUAAUGAAGCUAGAGUCGUGUCUUACACGGAAGUUGGAUUGAUUUUGAUUCAUCGAGUGUCGAAUCAAUCUUUCUACGUUGCUAAUCCUGUGUCAAGGCAAUGCGUAGAGAUCCUUCCUCUAGCCUCACAAAAAGAUGAACGUUUCUGGAUUUUGGGAAUAGCCACAAGACUCUAGAACGGCGUCGUUUUAGGUUACAAAGUUGUUCUUGAGACUGGUUUGUGGAGUCUCGACAGUGCAAAGUUUCCUUUCACUUAUAUCUCUCAGGAGUUUAACAAUCCCAUCAGCUUGAAUGGAAGUCUUCACUGGCUUGCACACGGUUCCGACUAUCAAGAUUUCGUUGUAUCCGUCGAUUUCUACGCUACGGGCUCUGAUCGAUGCUGUGCUACGCCAUUUCCUGAUUUAGAUAAAGUUCCAAAAUUCAGAAGAUCUUGCACAACUUCUCAAGGAUUUCUCAUGUAUAUGAAUGCAUUCUCCGUAACAAAAGAUGAUGGAAAUCUAGAGGAUAAGUUAUGUAUAUGGAGGCUAGAAAGCUGGCAGUGGCGACUAGUAGUAUCUGACGUCUCUUUGGAUUUUAUGAAGACCAGUUUCGAUUAUAUUCCGUUGGGAAUAAACCCUUUUGAUGCUAAAACAGUAUACUUUUGGAGUCCCCAAUGUUUGUUGUCUAUUAACUUAUACAAUGGAGACUUUGUGGUCCACAAUGCGAUGGAACGUAGCAGCGACGGUCGCAUUCUGAAUUCAGGUGAUUGCCCGAGAGAUAUGAAAUAUAUUUUAGAAUCGCACUUUGCCUUGUUCGUCCUCCCACAGUGGAUGCAUCCGUUCCCGAGCACGGUGAGAAGAGUUUAG
Messenger RNA from Camelina sativa (false flax), 1137 nucleotides. RefSeq names its product F-box protein At3g28330. Gene Ontology annotation, molecular function: protein binding. The record is from RefSeq and is a predicted model, not a curated record. NCBI's taxonomy places the organism in Eukaryota, Viridiplantae, Streptophyta, Magnoliopsida, Brassicales, Brassicaceae.